This is a messenger RNA of Arabis nemorensis, 1053 nucleotides long. The record is from the annotation of a GenBank genome assembly. NCBI's taxonomy places the organism in Eukaryota, Viridiplantae, Streptophyta, Magnoliopsida, Brassicales, Brassicaceae.
AUGAACGGUGGAAACGGUCCUUCUAGCUAUGCACGCAACUCUUCCUAUCAGAGGAGAGCCGUUGAGACUGCUGAAGCAUUCCUUAGGAAGGAGAUCCCCGCUCGGGUCGACCUCACAAACCAUUCCUUCUCUUCUUUUACCAUCGCAGACUUUGGAUGCUCCUCUGGCCCCAACACAAUUCUUGCUGUAGACAUCAUCAUCCAAGCCCUCAACAACAAGUUCAGCUCUUCUCUGCCUAGUACUAAAACCCCUGCGUUUCAAGUCUUUUUCAACGACCUCUCACACACUGAUUUCAAUGCACUCUUUGCUUUGCUCCCUCCUCAACGUCCCUACUUCGUCGCAGGUGUCCCAGGCUCUUUUUAUGGGAACUUGUUUCCGAAGGCAUCUCUCAACUUGGCCUACUCCUCUUGUGCCCUCUGUUGGCUCUCCGAAUUGCCACCGGAGCUAAGUGACACAACCUCCCCUGCUUACAACCAAGGCAGAAUUCACUACACGGGAGCACCAGCAGAGGUUGUGCAAGCCUACUCCUGUCAGUACAAGAAGGAUAUCAAGUCGUUUUUGCGUGCAAGGUCACAGGAGCUCGCAGAAGACGGAUUGAUGGCACUGAUCGUGCCUGGUGUACCAGACGGGUUCCUCGAGUCUGAGGCUUCAACAGGAUCCGAGUUCGAUCUGCUGGGCUCAUGCCUCAUGGACAUGGCCAGAGAGGGAAUAAUAAAGGAGGAGGAGGUAGACAGUUUCAACCUGCCCAUAUACUACACAACUCCAAAGGAGCUGGAAGAUAUCAUCAGGAGCAACGGAGAGUUGGCAAUCGAUAAAAUAGUGACACUGGAGGGCGCGGAAGCACAAUACACCAUGCCUGAGCUCGAGUCGAGGGUUCUGUACCUGAGAGCAGUGCUGGAAGGUCUCAUUCGCACCCACUUUGGCCAUCAAAUCCUCGACGACCUGUUUGAUCGCUACUCACUCAAACUUGCUCAUUCCUCUUUCAUCCUCAAUCCCCAAACCCACAAAUCCAUCAUGAUCUUUGCCCUUCUCUCUCCUCGCCGCUACGUAUGA